AUGGUGCAACGGCUGGAGGUGCCGGGGCACGUGCUCCAGCACUUCUGGGACCUCGCGAACGUCGAGGCCGAGGUCAGGAGGCGGUCCGCGGUCGACCUCGUGAGCGAGCUCGCGACGGCGCAAUCGAAUCACGCCGAAGGCGGCGGCGCGAGCGCGACCGCCCGCGACGACGCCACCUCAGAGCUCGGUCCAUCCCUCCGGGCGUGCUCUCCGGUCGUCGUGUACGCGCUGAAGCGCCUCGCGCGCGGGCUCGGCUCCGGUCGCUCCGGCGCGAGGCAAGGGUUCGCGCUCGCGCUGACCGCCGCCUUCUCGGAGAUUCCGAUCGCGAGCCUGGACGACGGCCUCCAGCUCUUGAAGUCGUCGCUCGAGCCGAUCACGCAGAGCACGAAAGGCUCGGAGGCGAGGGACAUCCUGAUGGGGCAGCUCUUCGGCGUCGCCGCGCUCGUGCGCGCGAUGCGCGCGCGCCUCGCGACCGGGACGAUGACGGCCGAAGACGCCGAAGCGUUCGGCGCCGUCGUCGCGGAGGAGACGUCGGCGCUGGCGACGUCCAAGGCGUACCUCGCGGAGUCCGCGGCCGCGGUGAUCCUGGAGCUCUCGCACGCGCUGGGGGAGGGGGAUGAAAACGCAAACAACGACAACGCAAAAAGUAACGCAUCGAUGACGCGGGUGAUCGAGGCGUCGAGCGCGCUGACGAAGUGGCUCACGACGCCGAUCGCGGACGCGGGGCCGGAGACGAUUCUUCUCGCGUUGGAGCUGUGGCCGGCGCUGCCGCCGAGCGUGCGCGCGAACUGCGCGGCGCUACCGCGCGGCGUGGACCCGGUCGCAGUCGGAGGGAGCGGCGAUGGAAAGAAGGGAGGGAAGAAAGGAGGAAAGGGAGGAGGGAAGGAGAAGGAGAGCGCGUCGCACGUCGCCGCGGUGUUCGACCGAGAGCACUUGAGCGCCGUCCGAGACGCGUUGAUGGAAGCGUCGUACACGCACCCGCAGAUGCACUCGGUGUGGGCGUGGUUCCUCUCGAGAGUCGCGUCGGUGCCCGGGGGGCUAGAGGCGACAUGGGACGUCCUCGUGGAGGACGGCCUGCUCGUGAGCGGGUCGCAUCAGCGUCGGUACUUGGGGUUCCGUCUGUUCGCGUCGAUGUUGCCGCUCGCGUCUGCCCAGAGCGUUCCCGCGUUGUUCUCUCCGGGGUUCACGCGGUGUCUGCUCAAUAACCUCGCGAAACCGGAUAACUACCUGCACGCCGCGGCCGCGGACUGCCUCGAUCAGAUCGUCGCGUUCGCGAAGUCGGCGGACACGAAGCAGGACGUGAAGCUGUCCGUCAUCGCGGCGCUUCAACGCCUCGGGCCGAACCGGUUCGAUAAGAUUUCCAAGAAAAACGCGGUGCGCGAGCUCAUACAGUCGCUGUCCGUGGACGACGCGUCCGGGUACAUGCGCGAGCUCAUGGGCAUCUUCGUCGCGUCGCCGUCGUCAGACGACGACGCGAGCGCGAUGGCGGGCGGUGGAACGGACCAACCGGGCGGGCACCUCCUAGGGAGCAAACGACGCCUGUGGGCGUUGGAACAAGCCGCGGGGCUCUUCCUGCGCCUGCCGCGAGCGGCGCAGAGAGAGCUCGUGGAGUUUCUCACUCUCCACGCGCACUACCGCGCGAACGCGUCGGACGCAAAGCCGGCGUCAAAGUCGAAGAAAUCGAAAUCGGCGGCGAAGAAAGGCGGCGGCGGGUCGCUCGUCGAAGACGUCGGCGUCGCACCUCUCGGCGCGCCGGAGGAUGGUUUACGCGAAGCGUGCGCGACGCGACUCGCCGCGUUGCUCGCGUCCAACUUGAAAGCGCAGCGCGCGGCGAGCGCGAGGAAAGAGAGCGACGACGACGCGAAUAAGAACGGGAAGAAAGAGAAAGGAGGCAAGAAAGGCGGCGAGAAGAAGAAGGACGACGACGCGAAAGCCGCCGCGGACCCUAAGCCGGACCCUAAGGAACCGCCCGCGGAUCUCCUUCUCGUCGCCGCGGAUAUUUGCCGAAAGUUGGACGCCGACGACGCGGUGUCCCUCGUCGACGACAUGCCCGAAGACUGCGCGGCCGUGCGCGCGUCGCUGUUCGCGGCGCUGGAUAAGACGACCCAGGCGUCCGCGAACGCGUCCGCGACCGCGGUCGCGCCGUUGUUGCGCGUCCUCGCGGUGUUGCAGCUCGGCGACUGGAGGGAGUUCACGCCUUCGAUCGAGGACCUCCCGCGGUGCGUGGACGACCUCAUCUCUCCUCCGAAACCCUCCGCGAAGAAGAAAGCCGCGAAGAAGAGCAAGAAAACGGCGGACGCAGAGGACGAUGUCGAGGCAGACGAGCCACCGAACCCGAUGGACGUCCUCGUGGACGUCCUCCUGAGUCUCCUCGCGCAGCCGUCCGCGCUGUUGCGAGACGUCGUCGAGCACUCGUUUAAAUCGUUAUCGCCGUCCGUCACCGGCGCCGGCGUCGGGGACAUGCUCCGCGUCGUGUUAGCCCCGGACGCGGACAACAGGAACGCGGCGGGCGGGGACGACUCCGAUUCCGAAGACGGCGCGCCUCUCGCGGAGGAGGACGACGAAGACGACGACUCGGAAGAGGAGGAGGAGGUUGGCGGCGGCGAUUCCGACGACGAUUCCGACGACGACUCCGAAGACGACGACGCGCCGAUGGAUAAGGCCAAAGCCGACGCGAUCGCGGCCGCGCUCGCGAGGUCCGGCGCCGCCGCGGACUCCGGUUCUGACGACUCCGACUCCGACGACGACGCGAUGGACGACGACGCGAUGUUCAGGAUCGACAAGCUCCUGGGCCAGGCGUUUAAGAGCCGACGGGAGGACAUCACGCGAAAAAAGUCGCUCGUGCGCGCGACGCGGGACUUUAAAUUCCGCGUGUUGGCCCUCCUCGAGCUCUACGCGCGCGCGCAGCCGGGCUCGCAGUGGCUCCCCGGGACCGCGCUGCCGUUGCUCGGCGCGAUGCAGACCGCGCUCGCGGCGGGGACGCCGCAGGCCUCCGCGCUCGCGGAGCGCAUCGGCGGCGUCUUGACGAAACACGUUUGCCACGCGAGGGACCUCCCGAACGACGCGGGGACGGAGCCGAUCACGGUGAAAUCGCUGUCGGCGUCGUUGAACGCCGCGGUGCGAGCGGCGGCGAAACCGUCCGGCGGCGGCGCGGAGGGAAGCAAAGGGUUCGCGAAGCCCGCGACCGCGGUGGCGAUGUACUUGUUGAGGGUCUUGGAGGCGACGUCGAGGAAAGAGAGCGGCGCGGACGCUGCCGCGGACGUCGCGUGCGCGGAGGCUGUCGAAGCCUACGGCGACGCACUGGAGAUGUUCAAGAGCAACAAGAACUGCCGACUCAAGACGCCGUUCUUCCAGGCUGCGUUCGAGAGGCACCCCGCGCUCGCGGCGGAGUUGUUACCCGCCGUCGCCGGGUUGCUCACCGCCGGCGGGGACAAGGCGUCGUCGCGGGCAGAGUACCUCCGCGCCGAGGGCGCGAAGCUCCUCAACGUCGUCCUCUCGUUGGGUAAGAAGCGCUCCCCCGCGGUGUGCAAGUCCGCGGCGAAGCACAAAAAAGUCAUCGCGGCCGCGAUCGUGGCCGCGAUCGCGGCGCCGUGUAGGAACCGCGGCGCGAGGGCGGACGUCGCGAAGACGUUGACGCAGUGCUGCGAGGCGUUCGCGCGGGCGUCGUCGGACGCGCCGCUGUCGACGCUGAUGGACCCGAACGCGGUGGUGGACGCGGUCGCGGCGCAGUUUUCUGUUCCUGGGAUGCCCCAAAAGGGUGUCAACGCACUCACGAGGGCGUGCACGCUCGUGGGGAAGACCGCCCCGGAGGCGAUGCCGGCGGAGGAACCCGCGGCCGGCGGCGGCGGCGGCGAGAAGAAGAGGGACCGCGCCGAGGGGAACAAGGGCGGCGCGAAGGGGGGCAAGAAGGACGCGAAGAAGGAGAAGGGGGACAAGAAGCGCAAGGGCGAGUCCGGGGGCGAUAAAGUUUCGAAGAAGAAGCACAAGAAGAAGUGA
Molecule: messenger RNA, 3996 nt
Organism: Micromonas pusilla CCMP1545
Lineage: Eukaryota; Viridiplantae; Chlorophyta; Mamiellophyceae; Mamiellales; Mamiellaceae
Exons: 1
Coding region: 1-3996 (1331 amino acids)
Biological process (GO): regulation of DNA-templated transcription
Cellular component (GO): nucleolus
Molecular function (GO): transcription factor binding; DNA binding
Source: RefSeq, a predicted model, not a curated record